AUGUCGUCGCGCACUCUAUCAAUUGCCGUCAUUUUCAUCAUUGCAGCGCUUCUUGUGUCUGACAUCGAAGCACGAUUCAAACGCCAGACAUACCAGUAUGAUCCAUAUCUCAUGUCGUUCGCUCAUCCACAUCCAGGAACUAAAGUGACUCAAGGAUAUUUAGCUAGAUAUGCACCACAAGAUUGGCCAAAAUGGUACUCCCGGAACAUGAUGAAAUGGACUGGACAAUCCAGAUUUUCGCCAUACGACAAAACCGACGCCCGGUAUCCAAACUGGCAUAAUGAGUUUGCCAACAGACGAGUGUAA
Messenger RNA from Caenorhabditis briggsae, 306 nucleotides. The coding region runs from base 1 to 306 and encodes 101 amino acids. The record is from RefSeq and is a predicted model, not a curated record. The transcript has 3 exons. NCBI's taxonomy places the organism in Eukaryota, Metazoa, Nematoda, Chromadorea, Rhabditida, Rhabditidae.